This is a messenger RNA of Dovyalis caffra, 1968 nucleotides long. The record is from the annotation of a GenBank genome assembly. NCBI's taxonomy places the organism in Eukaryota, Viridiplantae, Streptophyta, Magnoliopsida, Malpighiales, Salicaceae.
AUGGCUACCUAUUAUACUAGUUCAAAUAAUCAAAGAGAUGCUGCUGCAAUGGUAUAUCUGCCUGGUUCAUAUCCAGAGGCACCAGUUCUUACUGGCAAUAUGAUGAUGUACAUGAAUUCUGGAUCAUACUCGGAUAAUUUGGCUGGGAAUUCUCACCAGCAAAACAACUGUAUUGAAUUUCAGUCUGUGGAGAAUUCUGAUUCAACCCCACAACAACAAGAAAUCCUAUCAAAUCUGAGUGGAUCACGAAUAGGGGAGCAUGAUUUUGGUGCAUGGAGGGAUGGUAGAAAUGAGAUGCUAGGCAUGCAUUCAGUGAGUGGUGCUUCCAGCAUUCUUCAUGGUGCACAGAGCUUGCAGGGCCAGGGUUUAUCUCUCAGUCUUGGCACCCAAAUCCCAUCUGGAAUCCAAAUGCCUUCUAUUCCCUAUAGGAAUACCAAUCCAGGCCUUACUUCGUUCUUGAGUCCUAACUCAUCCAUUACUGGCGAGGGUGGUGGCAGGAAUGGCUCUUCCAGAGAUGAGCAGUCGAGAAAUAUUGAAUAUUUGACACCUGGUUUUUCUGGAGGCAAUCACGAUGUGAAUAAAGGUGAUUUUUCUCCCUAUGGAAUGAAUAGCAUUGCAAGAACAAUUCCCAAUUCCAGGUACCUGAAGGCAGCACAACAACUACUUGAUGAAGUUGUCAAUGUCCGAAAAGCUCUAAAGCAGCCCGAUAAAGAGAAAAACCAGGCCACAAGUGAACAUGGACUGAACAGUGCAAAGGAGGGUGACAGUGGGUCAAAGAAUGGGGCUUCAAACCCUCAAGAAUGCACCAACUCUCCAAUUGAGCUUUCGCAUGCUGAAAGACAAGAAUUGCAGAACAAGUUGACAAAGCUGUUAUCCAUGCUAGACGAGGUUGAUAGACGAUACAAACAGUACUAUCAUCAGAUGCAAAUUGUGGUGUCUUCAUUUGAUGUGAUAGCAGGAUGUGGAGCAGCUAAACCAUACACAGCACUGGCCCUCCAGACUAUUUCACGACACUUUCGGUGCUUGCGGGAUGCAAUAACUGGCCAAAUUCGUGCAACCCGUAAAAGCCUCGGGGAACAAGAAACUUCAGAAAACAGUAAAGGAGUUGGAAUAACACGGCUACGGUAUGUGGACCAGCAACUUAGGCAACAGAGGGCUCUUCAGCAGCUUGGUAUGAUGCAACAACAUGCGUGGAGGCCACAAAGGGGUCUGCCUGAAAGCUCUGUUUCAGUUCUUCGUGCUUGGCUGUUUGAGCAUUUUCUGCAUCCUUAUCCUAAGGAUUCUGAUAAGAUCAUGCUGGCAAGGCAGACAGGCUUGACUAGAAGUCAGGUAUCAAACUGGUUCAUUAAUGCACGAGUGCGUCUCUGGAAGCCCAUGGUUGAAGAGAUGUACAAAGAAGAGCUUGGUGAUGCAGAGAUGGACUCUAAUUCUUCUUCUGAAAAUGCAGCCAAAGCAACGAAAGGUGAUAUGGGAACCUCUGAAGACAGAGGGGAAGAAUUCCAACAAAGUGCUAGUUCCACAGCCACUGAAAGAUGCAGUGCAGGACAAUUGAUGGAUUCCAAACCGGACCAUGUUCCUGAUGUAGAAAUGGCAGGAUCAACUGCAAGAAGCAACUUCCAAAAUGGCACACGUGGUGAGGCUUUUACCGAGUAUGGAUUACUAAAGCUGAGGGAGGACCAAAGGCCUAAUAUGGAUGACUGCAGUCUCUUCUCUGAUGCCAUGGCUCAUUCUGAGGGUGGUGGUGAUAGGUUUAUGGCAGCCGCAGCUGCUGCUUACCAAAUGUCAGAGGUGGGGAGGUUUGGAAAUGGAAGUGGGGUAUCUCUUACGUUAGGGUUGCAGCACUGCGAGGGUGGGAGCCUUCCAAUGUCGGGUACAGCACAUCAUGGUUUUGUUUCCAUGAGGGGGAUGAUGAUAUCUACAAUGCAGCAUCUUCAGUGGGGGGCGGGGCCACAGACUUUGAAAGCUUAA